AUGAUAUAUUCUUCGAUAUUAACUUUGCCCAUAUUCCUGUAUAAUUUACUCCAUGCUGCCCAUUCACCAGAUCCACCAGUAUUCACUGAUGUACAACAUUACCCAUGCAUUUGUUACCUCCCACCAGACUCAGGAUUAUGUUCAAUCGAAGAAACAAAUGAUGACGCAGUAGACAGGAAUAAACUGCAAGUGCGCUAUUACUUUGAUUCAGUCACCGAAAAAUGUUAUCCAUUUGGCACUCAGAGUUGUGGAGGUAAUGAAAAUCGUUUUGAGAGCAUUGGUAAAUGUCAGAGUGUUUGUACAAAACACAAAUAG
This is a messenger RNA of Acanthocheilonema viteae, 315 nucleotides long. NCBI's taxonomy places the organism in Eukaryota, Metazoa, Nematoda, Chromadorea, Rhabditida, Onchocercidae. The record is from the annotation of a GenBank genome assembly.